Cynara cardunculus var. scolymus (artichoke) is the source of this 1214-nucleotide messenger RNA. Its product is annotated as transcription factor HHO1-like. Lineage: Eukaryota; Viridiplantae; Streptophyta; Magnoliopsida; Asterales; Asteraceae. Gene Ontology annotation, molecular function: DNA binding; DNA-binding transcription factor activity. The transcript has 5 exons. The record is from RefSeq and is a predicted model, not a curated record. The coding region runs from base 54 to 1178 and encodes 374 amino acids.
ACAAGGGUUCCAAUUAAUCCCAACUGUUUCUUGAUCAAAACCCCAAAAUAGAAAUGAAGAAAAGUGGUAGCUUUAAUUAUGAAGAAGAUGCAGAAGAAGAUUAUCUGACCAAACAAAACCCUAGUUUUCAUGAGAUUGAACAAGUAGAUGAUGAUGAUGAUGAUGAUGAUAGUACUGAAGAUGAUGAUGUGGAGGAGGAUGAAUCAGAAGAGGUUGAUCACGAUUCAAGUGGUGGUCACAGACCCAAAAAUGGAUCAACCUCAAGCAUUACAGUUGAGGAGAUCAGUGAUAAGAAGGCUAGCAGCCUAGUUACUGGAUCUGUUCGACCAUAUGUUCGCUCCAAGAACCCAAGGCUCAGAUGGACACCUGAUCUCCAUCUACGAUUUGUUCAUGCUAUUGAACGAUUGGGAGGUCAAGAAAGAGCAACACCUAAAUUAGUUCUCCAACUUAUGAAUAUUAAAGGCCUUAGCAUCUCUCAUGUCAAGAGCCAUCUUCAGAUGUACAGGAGCAAGAAGAUCGAUGAUGGUUCAAAUCAAGAACAAGGGAUUCUUAAUGAGGGUGAUGAUCUCCAUAUCUACCACCUUAGCAAACUACCAAUGCUCCAAAGCUAUAAUCAAAGAUCACUUUCCAAUUUUAGAUGUCAAGAUGGUUUAUGGAGUCCGCAAACGAACCUAAACUAUAAUCCUUUCAUGAACGGAUUAAGACACGGAGUUUUUGGUUCAAUGGCGGAGAGGAUGCUAGCAAGGAACAACAUCAGGAAUGGUCAUUCGAGUUUCAAUCAUGAUCAAGCGAGUUGGAGAAGAUUACAAAGCAAUAACAUCGAAUUGGGGUUGUUCAAGAAUCUUGAAAGAUUAUCAAUGCCUAAUCAAAUUCGAAGAAAUACGACUCAGAUGGACAUGAAUACGAUCCCUAAAGAUCAAGAGCAUGAAGAGAAAAGGGUACUUAAAAGAAAGGAGAUUGAUCAAGAAUCGGAGCAUCUUGACUUGAAUCUUUCGUUAAAAAUCAAGCUCCCGAAAGAGGAUCAUAUGAUCAGUAGGAAAAGAAACGAAGAAUUCGAUGAAAACAGUUUGUCAUUAUCAUUAAAUUGUAUUUCAAAUUCUAGCAGAGUUACAAGAUCAAAGCAUGCAAAAACAAUGGGCAGCAGCAGUAGUACUGCAUCUCUUGAUCUGACUUUGUGAAAGAGACAAAGAUUAAGUGAGAUACUUUUGUACCCA